Messenger RNA from Lactuca sativa (garden lettuce), 4527 nucleotides. RefSeq names its product protein MEI2-like 4. The record is from RefSeq and is a predicted model, not a curated record. NCBI's taxonomy places the organism in Eukaryota, Viridiplantae, Streptophyta, Magnoliopsida, Asterales, Asteraceae. Gene Ontology annotation, molecular function: RNA binding.
UGGUUAAUUUAGGGGUUGAAGAUGUCAAAUUAUACACAAGAUAAAGAAACACACUGGAGAUGUGUCUGUGUAGAGUCAUAACGAACCAAACAAACCGGCGUGUGUUGUGGGUGGCUAACGGCGUUGAAUGUAAUAACGGCAACCUGCCCAACCCCAACCCAACCCAACCCGAUCUAUCUCCCUCUCUCCUCUCCUGUUUUCUCUCUCUCACACACAUGACAUGACGACAUGAUCAUCUGGGAUUUUCAUUAAUCUUCGUGAACUUAGGAGCAGGAGUCUUGUUCAUCUCCGGUCUUUAAUUUUCUUCACUUUCUCUCUGUUUCAAUUUCUUUGUUUCUUAUUUUUUUUAAUAAUUCUUUCGGCAGAUUAUUCCUCUCUCUCUCUCUCUCCCCCCCACACACACACACUCUCUCUCUCUCUCUCUCUCUCUCUCUCUCUCUCUCGACGGGGGGAGCGGACUGAGGGCGUGGGAAUCUCGCCGUUAAACGCAGAAAGACCUCCGCAGGGAAAAAAAGUAGAGAGAGAAAGACAGAAAACACACAGACACAAGGUGGAGAGAGAUAGAGAGAGAAAGAGAAGAAGGCAUCAAAGGAAGCUUUGGAGGUUCUUGCACGGCACAGAAACCUAGAUCCCUUCUCCAAAUCUCCUUUCUCCCUUGCCUUAUGCCGUAAUCCAUUCGAUUUAUCUCUUUCCCAUUUAAUCCUUUAAAUUCUCUCUCUCUCUCUCUAUCUCUCUCUGCAUCUCCAUUUCAUCUUCGGGAAUUCUCUCUUGAUCUCUUAUGUCGUUUUUAGUUUGAUAAAGCUCCAAAACAAUUUUACUUGUUAGAUCGGCUUUAGGUUUCACGGCUGUUGAUUUUCAACUCCAAGGCAGCUCUACUUGUUACAUAGAUCGGCUUUAGGAAGUUGGGUGGUUGAAUUGAAUUGGUGAAACCCCAAAGGAAAGAAUUUUGUGUUUGUAGCCUUUUGAGGGUUAAGCAUGCCAUCUGAACUAAUGGACUCACAUGGUUUGUCCCCAUCUUCGUUCUUAUCCGAAGAGGUGCAACAUCCUAAUGAGAGACAAACUGGGUUCAGGAAGACAGAUGGUAUGCCUGACAACUAUGGUCUAAAAGAUGGCAACGUAUAUGCAGUUGGUGACAGUUCGGUUGUGGAAAAACAAAAACAGAUGUCAUCUGAUUCUCAUAUGUUGAAGCGCUUUGAUGUCCCUAAUCUUUACCAUAGCCAAGACCAUAAUAAAGUUCAUAUUAGCUUAUUAGAGAAUAACACAGUGGGAGUGGGAGCAGGGAGAGCAGCUAGCCAUUCUUUGAGGAGAGCUGCUGAUAGUGAUAAAGGAAACAGAUCUAAUCUGAACAUGGAACAUAAAUCUUAUUAUCUUAAUGCUAUGGGUGAUCACUACGAGAAUGGCCUCUUUUCAAGUUCAUUAUCGGAUCUUUUCAGUAGAAAAUUGAGAUUAUCAGCAAAUAAUAAUAAUAAUAAUAAUAAUAAUAAUAAUGGUAUGUAUGGUCAUUCUGUUGGAGCUGCUGCCUCCCAGUAUGAAGAAGAGGAACCAUUUGAAUCUCUUGAAGAGAUUGAGGCCCAAACUAUCGGGAAUCUACUCCCAGAUGAUGAUGAUUUGCUCUCUGGGGUGACUGACGGGCUUGACCUUGACUGUAAAGUGCAGCAGCAACCAGGCAGUGGUGAUGAUGUGGAAGAAUUGGACUUUUUUAGCAGUGUUGGGGGGAUGGAGCUGGGAGAAGAUGGCGGACAAAGAAAUUAUGAAAUUUCUGGGGAACAACACCACCCCCAUGGAGAAAACCCAUCAAGAACACUAUUUGUGAGAAAUAUCAACAGCAAUGUGGAAGAUUCCGAGUUACGCAUCUUGUUCGAGCAAUAUGGUGAGAUCCGCACUCUGUACACAGCCUGCAAGCAUCGUGGGUUUGUGAUGAUAUCGUACUAUGAUAUAAGAGCAGCCCGACGAGCCAUGCAAGCUCUUCAGAACAAGCCAUUGAGGCGUAGAAAGCUUGACAUUCAUUACUCCAUUCCAAAGGACAACCUCUCGGACAAAGAUGUUAAUCAAGGCACUGUUGUGAUAUAUAACCUCGAUUCUAGUGUUUCUAAUGAUGAACUUGGCCGUAUUUUUGGCGUUUAUGGUGAGGUUAAGGAGAUCCGUGAAAAUCCACAAGGAAGUCGUCACAAGUCCAUAGAGUUUUAUGAUAUUAGAGCUGCAGAAGCUGCUUUAUGUGAAUUAAACAAGAGUGACAUUGGAGGAGGGAAACAGAUGAAGCUUGAACCCAGCUGUCCCGGUGGUUCUAAACGUCCAUUUCCCGAGCUGGAUCUUGAUGAAACUAGUGCGUUGUUGCAAAUGUGUAGCCCUCCUACUGAUUUCACAACAGAAAUAUCUGCACGACCAGGUUCACAUGUUCGAGUUAACAUGGACAAUGGAACUCGGUUGGGUGUUCAUUCUGCAACUGCUGCUGCCACUCAACUACUAGAUGUCGAACUCCAACAUCAACAUCAACAUCAACAUCAACAUCAACAUCAACAUCAACGUGGCAUCGGUAUUGGCAUCAUCCCCUCACUGAAAUAUGAUUUCAGGAGCACACCAAAUUACCACCCUCACUCACUUCCAGAGUAUCAAGAUGGCUUGACCAAUAACUUUCUAUGCAAUUCUCCUAGUACCAUGGCUGGCAGAAUGUCUGAAAGGGUGGCGGGGAACAGGCAGCAGCAGUUUAACAGAAUCGGUGGCGGUGGCUCAAUUGGACGCUCACUUGAACUUAAUGACACUGUGUUUGGCAGCUCUGCUGGGAAUGCUGCCACUCAUCCUUACAUGUGGAAUCCUUCUCCCUCUCCACAUAGCCAUAACAUGAUGUGGCCCAAUUCACCAUCUUUAAUGAACGGGGUUGGAAAUGCUCAUAGUGCUCCACUGGUGCAUGCUCUUCCCAGAGCACCAACUCAUGCCGCCAACACUUUUCUGCAUAUCAACAACCAGCAGCAGCAACAGCAGCAUGUGGGAUCCGCACCCUCUGUGAAUCCUUCUAUCUGGGAUAGACGCCACUCUUAUGCAGGGGAAUCCCCUGAGGCAUCAGUUUUCCAUCCAGGUUCUCUUGGGAAUAUGAAUAUGAGGGUUCCAGGUCUGGAUUUUGUGUCUCAUUCGCAUAAUAUGUUUCCUCCUCAUAUGGGUGACCUGCCAAUUCCAUCAAAAACCAUCCAUCAUCAGAAUAAUGUAAUGUUUCCUACUCGAGGACAACUGAUUCCUAUGAUGGGUUCGUUCGAUUCUUCUUCUUCUUCUGGUGACCGGGCUAGAAUCCGUAGAAAUGAAGCCACUUCAAAUCAAGCUGACACCAAGAAACAAUUUGAACUCGAUCUGGACCGUAUAAUGCGUGGGGAAGACAGAAGGACCACGCUCAUGAUCAAGAACAUCCCUAACAAGUACACUUCUAAAAUGCUGUUGGCUGCAAUUGAUGAACGCCACCGGGGAGCAUACGAUUUUAUCUACUUACCCAUUGAUUUCAAGAACAAAUGCAAUGUGGGUUAUGCGUUCAUCAACAUGACUGAGCCUUCCCUUAUUGUUCCGUUCUAUCAGGCGUUUAAUGGGAAGAAGUGGGAGAAGUUCAACAGUGAAAAGGUAGCAUCCCUUGCAUACGCUCGCAUACAGGGAAAAGCUGCACUGAUUGCCCACUUUCAGAAUUCAAGUUUGAUGAAUGAAGAUAAACGCUGUCGCCCAAUCCUUUUCCACACUGAAGGUCCAAAUGCAGGGGAUCAGGUGCCUUUUCCGAUGGGUGUUAAUGUUCGAUCUCGAGUCAACAAAAGCAGAAACAGCAGCACAAAUGAGGAUGCGGGAAAUGGUGAGGCCUCUUCAAAUGGCGGGGACUCAUCUUCAGGUUCCACAAAGGAUUUUGAGUGCUGAGAAAGCCCAAGGCUGCUGCUCCUUUUUGUCGUGCUUGCUAAAUGCUAACCUUCUUCUACUUCUACUUCUUCUAGAUAACAAACAACAAACAAACAAACAAACAAACAAACAACAUUACCAUAAUUAAUUGAAGCCAACCCACCUCAAAUUUUCUAAUGUACAUUGAGCCAUGGGUGGGCCCAGGAGGGAAGAGCAGCUUAAAACAAAUGACAUUCUUUUUCUGUACUUGUGGUGCUGACUGAGAUGAAGCUUCUAAAUUUUGGGUUGUUACUUGCAAGGAGAAGAGGCUUAUAGAUUUUGAUGAAUUAAGAGGAGGGUACCUACUGAUUUAUAGCAGUUGAUAGGCAGACCGGGGGAGGGGAUCACAUCAACAAAGCCUCUUAUGGUCUGAUAAAUCGAGUAUCCUGUUUUUUGACCCUAGAGCCCUCCCCUUUGCUUCUAUCAUUUCUGCUUCCUUUUUGUCCGUGUUCAUUUUUGCUUGACAUUUUUUGCAUUUUAUUUUGGAGAAGCUUGCAUGAAAUCCUUGUUUUUUUUUUAAUGAAGUUUUUGAACAUUUUGUAGUAUAUCAUGCUUGAUUUGUUUGCUGUUUUGGUUCUUGUUGAAAAUCAGGCAAAAUCGAAUAACAAUAUUAGGUUUUGAUCCCCA